AUGAAUCUUCAAUGUUCUGUGAUGACUGGUUGUGUCCAAAAAAUCAGUAGCGGUGUUUGUCAAGCCAAUGCAUUCCAACAGACUGGGUUUGUGAUGGACUGCAGUGACGCACCGGAUGAAGAAAAACUGAUUGGUAUUGCCAAAUUUGAUGGACAUAACGUUGAACCUGGUUUAAAUCUCAUACAUAUGAAGCAAAAAUGUUUUGAAAUGUAUAAAGAUCAACCAUUUUCAACAAUUUGUAAUAUUAGCACUGAAUUUCCAUGUAUGGUUGAUCAUUCAAAGGAUCCACUUAAUUUUACAAUAAAUCGUCCUUGUAUUGAUCUAAACCGAAGUGGCGACGUUCAAAACUGUCACAGUCUUUUUACCCGAGAGGACGUACUUGGGACCAAAUGUCGCGAUAUUUGCUCGUAUCUAUCACAAAAUACAAUUAUUGGUGAUAUAGAUGACAGAUUUAAAGGAAAACUAAUUAAAUCUGGCAACUUUCAUGAACAGACAAAAAUUGGUGAUCCAGCUCAAUAUGAUUUUAUGAUUGAUCUAGAAUAUUUUCAACAGGAAAACUUGCUUGUAUAA
This is a messenger RNA of Didymodactylos carnosus, 570 nucleotides long. Lineage: Eukaryota; Metazoa; Rotifera; Eurotatoria; Philodinida; Philodinidae. The record is from the annotation of a GenBank genome assembly.